Molecule: messenger RNA, 2538 nt
Organism: Amoebophrya sp. A25
Lineage: Eukaryota; Dinophyceae; Syndiniales; Amoebophryaceae
Source: the annotation of a GenBank genome assembly
GCCGUAAAUUGGAUGACUCGUGCCUCGCGUGCGACAUCUGGCCGGCGCAUCGACGUUCGUUCUCUUCCGAUAGGUGUAGAAUUGCUGGCCGAAUGUACGGCCUUAUGCUCCCCCAGUAUGUACUUAGUCGUUUAAUUGUUUAUACGAGCGAAGUGCGUAGUUGAUUAAAAGGGGGGCAGCAUAUAGUCGUAACGCAAAAAAAAUCAUUAUGUAGACUACGCCCGCAAGGGGAUACAGGGCUAGCGGUUUGAGCUUGAAUUUGAAUGAUGUAGAUGUAUUAGAAAGGCAAGCUUCAAGCUUAACUGCAACGAGAAAAGCCUGUUCUUAUGCACUCCCGAAAUCGGUCGGCAGGAUCUAUGAUCGGUUUCCACCAUGUACUAUGAUUUGGGUACGGCUAAGGAGCAACUAGUGUUUUAUCAUGGAAAUUAUCGAGAAUUAGUACGAGAAGUUUCAUCAUGUGACAGGACAUUAUUCCUGUAGUAAAGGAGUUUUUGGCAUAACAUAUACAUACAUACGAAGACAAACACUAUCUUCUCUAUCAUCUCCUGUUUAUGACGAUGACCUCCUACCCGCCGCCCCAUGUGGAAUCCUUUGCCUCUGCCUUUCGUCGUCGAAGGCGUGCUUUCAAGAAAGCUCAUGACGAACAGCAGCGGGAGCUACCCUCACGAAUACAACGUGUGCACCAUGACUGUCCACUUCUUGCGCACUUUUUGCCGAAAGGCUACUCUUGUUACAACCAAUUAUGUCCUGGAUCCAGGUUGCUUGACAGUACUUUGAGGACUCGAGGUUGCUUGACAGAGGUGGCGGGAGCGGCCGGAGUAGGCAAAUCGCAGCUCCUUAUGCAAAUCGCGGUAAACUUUAUUACUCGCCAACAGCAGUUAAGAUUUCGGAUUGAGGAAUACUCUUUGAAUAAGUGUAGAAGUAUACCAAAGAAGUUGACUUUAACAACUUACUCCGACUUCGUCAGUUAGAUAUAGUUUCUGAUCAUUCUUUCAUGCAAACCAGAAUCUUAAAAACCUCGUAAGGCUACUUGUUCAUGAAAUCCCGACACGCGACAAGACAUCGUCUUGGUGCUGACAGCUAGUACUGGAUGGGGUCCAAGAUGUGCGCAGAUUUUGAAACUGAAACAACCGAACAAUGCGAGAGACGCAGCUCGCCGUAUCAAAGUGGUCGAGGUCUUCUCGUUGAAAGAAGCCAGAGCAGUCUUAGAAAACGUCUUGACGGAACAGUUAGAGAACGAAAAGCGUGGUCAAAAACGCGAACGCGAAUUCAGCGAUAAUGCAGGAGGUGGGCUAGUGGUACCAUCACAUGAAGGACCUGUACCCGUGCGUCCAUCGCUUGGUCUUAUCAUUUUUGAUGGUUUCAGUGUGCUUCUAGCCGCAGAACAGCAGGCGUUAUCCCGGAAGGAUUCGGCGGAGCAAGGGUUAUGGAAUUCAAUUUCAGUCGUGACAGUGUAGAAGAAGUUGAAAUCCUUGUAGUUCAACACUCAGUACUUGUUUUAAUACUGCUAUGUGGUUAUGGUUAUGGAUUUGAUAGUGGAAGACCUGUCUCCUCGCGCCUGAUUGUUACGUGACUGUAGUCAUUUUUUAUGGGACGUCUGAAGCACCUCUGAAUACCACGACGCUGGUGACUCGCGUAAAAACCCACCUCCGGUUCUUGCUGCACGUGAGAAAUUUCUUUUCGAACUUGUGCGUAUUCUUCGCGUUUUGCCGGUGCCGACUUUUUUCACGUCGCAUCUCUCACAACAGAACUUCGGAGGACCACAGGUAUUUUUUAACAAAUGUGAACAAAAUUCACUUUUUUUUUGUGAAGAAAUGAAUCACGUCAUUCAUUUGAGUACAAAAACUAGUGGGAUAAGGGUAGUCCUUUUUUUUGAUUCCAGAAGUAAGGCUGCCUUGUGGACUUGGACUAUUCCUCGUUCUCGGCUUGGUCAUUUCCUGGAGAUUCUUAUCUAUCAUGACCGUGCCAACGCUAACUCUAUAGGUAUACAAAGCUAACAAUACCUCUCUCUCUCUCUCUCUCUCUCGUCUCUCUCCUUUCACAGACAGAGGCCCUUGGCGUUGCGCUUGGUCGAAUAUGGACGCUCCACGCGCCUCACAGGAGACUCUUCUUGACGAAGACUGGGAUAGGCCGCUUUCGAGCUGUUUUUCUUGAUGAAAAGGCUGCAGCUCAAAGAACGGCAAACUUGGUCUUUGUGAAAGGGCUGUUGGAAAUAGAAGAAGAUUGAUGACGAGUUCAGUUAGGUCGGUACAGGAGUCUUUACGUCUCCCACGGGGUAAAUUUUUUCAUCACGGUAAGACACGACAUGAACUACAUGAACGACGUGUAUAACGUUUUUUGCUCACAUCAAUUACGACAUAGAGGUUUUUGCUCACGUAGACACGGCUAUCUUGUACCUCCGCGAUACAUCAGACCAUGCUGACAAAAAAUUCCGGCGAAAAUGUAGGGUGCAUGCAAAAAGACUUUCUGAAAUCGACACCGAGUAAUUGCGAACGAUUCGAGCUUAAGAUAGCUCGCACAAAAGGAGCUUGCUUCAAG